AUGUCGGUCCUUGAAAAGGUCAAAAAGGAUUACAGCACCUCUGCAAUCACAUACAACGAUUAUUCCAAUCUUCCUUCUGGGCGACUUGAAUCUCAAUUAAUCCGGAUCGCUCUUGGAGAUUGUGCAAACCUCAAAAUCCUUGAUCUAGGAGGUGGUACUGGCCUACACGCCCGACAAGCAAUAGAAUUAGGAGCAGACUGCGUUGAUGUGGUUGAUAUUUCGCACGAAAUGCUACAAAUGGGCCGAAAUGUUGAAGCUUCAUUGAACCGCAGAGACUUGAUUCGAUUUUACGAAGCAGACGUCUCCAAGUCAAUUACUCACCUCCCACUACGCAGCGGCGGGUACGAUGUUGUUAUGGCAAAUUGGAUAUUCAGCUUUGCUGAAAAUGUAGAUGUGCUAGAAGGAAUGUUUCGCAACAUUGUCGCCUAUCUCAAGCCAGGCGGCCGUUUUAUUGGGGUGCGCGAUGCAGAUCCUUGGAGUCCUGCGCUUAGGAAUGGCAAGUAUGGCGGCUCAUGCACUUGGAUCGAUAAAAUACCAGGUGGGGUCAAAUACCUGUGUGUGCUUCAUUGUGAGCCUCCUAUAGAAUUUGAAGGUGUUUCACUAGAGGUCAUCUACUCCGGGACUUCUGAGAUGUACGAGAGAUUUGGAUUGUCCAAUAUCACUAUCGUGCCGUACGAGAGUGCUGAGACUGUACAGAGGAAUCCCGACUUUUGGGAACUGUUUCUAAUCCGGCCUAAUCUAGCUGUCGUUCAAGCACUAAAGGCAUUGAACUGA
This is a messenger RNA of Glarea lozoyensis ATCC 20868, 774 nucleotides long. RefSeq names its product S-adenosyl-L-methionine-dependent methyltransferase. The transcript has 2 exons. The record is from RefSeq and is a predicted model, not a curated record. Bases 1 to 774 code for a protein of 257 amino acids. NCBI's taxonomy places the organism in Eukaryota, Fungi, Ascomycota, Leotiomycetes, Helotiales, Helotiaceae.